Messenger RNA from Camelina sativa (false flax), 833 nucleotides. Lineage: Eukaryota; Viridiplantae; Streptophyta; Magnoliopsida; Brassicales; Brassicaceae. The record is from RefSeq and is a predicted model, not a curated record.
UUUCCUUCUUCGGACAUUCAUCUCCCUUCAGAACAUAACACAUUCAGAAAGAAAAAAAGAAGAAAACAGAGACAUAAAACAGAGGAGAGAUGCAAUUGCAUAUAUCUCCGAGCUUGAGACAUGUGACAGUGGUCACAGGGAAAGGGUUGAGAGAGUUCAUAAAAGUGAAGGUUGGUUCUAGAAAAUUCUCUUAUCAAAUGAUGUUUUAUUCUUUGCUCUUCUUCACUUUUCUUCUCCGGUUCGUCUUCGUUCUCUCCACCGUUGAUUCUAUCGAUGGCGAGCCCUCUCCUUGCUCCUCUCUUGCUUGCUUGGGAAAGAGGCUAAAGCCAAAGCUUUUAGGAAGAAGGGUUGAUUCUGGUAAUGUUCCAGAAGCUAUGUACCAAGUUUUACAACAGCCUUUAAGCGAACAAGAACUCAAAGGAAGAACUGAUAUACCUCAAACACUUCAAGAUUUCAUGUCUGAAGUCAAAAGAAGCAAAUCAGACGCAAGAGAAUUUGCUCAAAAGCUAAAAGAAAUGGUAACAUUGAUGGAACAAAGAACAAGAACGGCUAAGAUCCAAGAGUAUUUAUAUCGACACGUCGCAUCAAGCAGCAUACCUAAACAACUUCACUGUUUAGCUCUUAAGCUAGCCAGCGAACAUUCGAUAAAUGCAGCUGCGCGUCUCCAACUUCCAGAAGCUGAGCUAGUCCCAACCUUAGUCGACAACAACUACUUUCNACUUUCAUUUUAUGGAGCCAAGGCGUCCCAAGGAUGGCAUUAUACACGCUUGGACGGUCGACGACUGCAAAGUCAAAGAGGUGAACCGUACCACCGACCCUCAUUGGGAGCAUGA